This is a messenger RNA of Pieris macdunnoughi, 921 nucleotides long. Lineage: Eukaryota; Metazoa; Arthropoda; Insecta; Lepidoptera; Pieridae. The record is from the annotation of a GenBank genome assembly.
AUGUUGUGUACAUAUUUUAUGUUAAUCUUAUUUGGCCUGUGUGACACAAGCACAGGACUAUUCAGAGGAGCUUCAAGCGUUGACUUGACCAAAUUAAAUGACACUCUUUCAACUGACCAUAGGAUUAUUGGAGGACAACCAGUUAAUAUAGAAAAAUAUCCAUAUACAGUGCAGGUUCUUCUGAACGGUGGUUUGACAUGUGGCGGUUCACUCCUGUCCACUUCACAUGUUCUCACUUCGGCCCACUGUCUUAUUGCUCAAAAUGGUCAAAUGGUGAGACCUUCGCAGUUGAGUGUACGGUUAGGGUCCACAAUGCAAGGUUCAGGUGGAACAGUAGUGAGUGUAUCGAGAUUUGUAAUUCACGAAAAUUAUAAUAUACCAAUACGGAAUAACGACAUUGGAAUAUUGUUUCUGUCUCGUCGCGUGACGCUAAGCAAUCAAAUCUCUCUGGCCUUUAUUCCUCAGCAAGGGAAUAUGGUGCCAGAUAGAGCUCCUGUUACAUUUGUUGGAUGGGGACAGACUAAUGUAAAUGUGGCCGUCGGCUCAACAGUUCUCAACGAAGUGCAUGUACAAAAUAUCAACCUGACGAUUUGCUCCAUAAGGUACAAUCAACUGAGUCAAUUGACGGGGCAGACUUAUAUAGUCACCAACGACAUGCUUUGCGCAGGAAUCCUUGAUGUUGGACAAAAAGACGCGUGCCAGGGCGAUAGCGGAGGCCCCGUAAUAUACAAUGGGGUUGUAGUGGGCAUAACAUCAUGGGCAUACGACUGUGGGCACCCAAAUUACCCACGAGUUAACUCCAGGGUCUCUAGCUAUACAACAUGGAUUACCCGAACGAUGAGAGGAUCAGCAGUAACCAGUGCCGGGUCAUUAAAAAUGAUCAUCGUAUUUAUGCUUUGUAGUAUAUUAUAUAGUUAUUAA